Aplosporella prunicola CBS 121167 is the source of this 930-nucleotide messenger RNA. RefSeq lists its product as uncharacterized. The record is from RefSeq and is a predicted model, not a curated record. Lineage: Eukaryota; Fungi; Ascomycota; Dothideomycetes; Botryosphaeriales; Aplosporellaceae. The transcript is spliced from 2 exons. Bases 171 to 830 code for a protein of 219 amino acids.
CCUCUGCGCUAACUAUAGAUGUUAACGCGAUGCAAAAUAGCUGCCGAUGAGAUGGAGUGAGUCGGUUGUUUUGUCUCUACACGGUACCACCUUCAGUGCCGUACAGCAGCGUAUCAGACAGAUCAGCUUACCUAUGAUAUCGUUAGAUACUAGACCGGUCAGUACGACACAUGUAUACUAUUAGGAACCACAGCGCCCAGUGCAAGAGCCACGCUAUGACAGCUACUGAAAGCAACCAUGCCGAUUUAUGCUCGGCAGGUGCUGGUCCUAGGUCGUUUUGGUCGCUUUAUAGUCAAACGACGCCUUACUUCAAAACUCCCUACCUGCGCAAACCUCACUCCCUCGCCGAUCCCGACUCUAUAUGUGGCUGUGCCGAUGCCGGCCCAUCGCCAGGGAGUUCUGAAUGCGGCUCCGGCAGCUCGGCCUGUAGCUCAAGAGGGCGCGACGAGUUGUGCAGCUCGAACAGCUGCGUGCUGUGCAGCUCCUGCUCCUGCAGACCCUGCAGCUCGACCCGCGGCGAGCUUUGCAGUUCCUGCACUUGGGGACCGCCUUUUUCCUGCUCGUCUGAGGCGUCUGAUCCUCCUCCUCCUCCUGCUGCUGCUGCUCCUGAUUCUGAUCCUGCUCCGUCCCGUUUGAUGCCCCGUCGUCGUAGCAGCCAUGCACUAGUUGCUAGUGCGCCGAGGCCUAUGACGCCUACGCCCACUGCGACGCCUGAUCCGGCUUUGGCGCCUGUGCUGAGUGCGGGCGAGCCGUGUGUUUGGUCUGGUGGGGAUGUGAUUGUGGCGCUGGUGGUGCUGGAAGCAGUUGUGAAAGAUGCGGUCUUCAUAUAGGCCGCUAUGGAGGAGCUGGCGGCGCUGUUGACUGCCGCGUUGGAGUGCUGCGCGUUGACGAUGGCCUCGUUUUAAGUGAAGUUCUGUUGGGGGUUCAUGA